GCAAAUGUUAAUUAAUUUAGUCAAUGAACAGCGGAGGUUUAUCUAUUACCCAAGGGAAUGCAUGUAAGGCAGUAAAUAAGAAGUUUUGGGCGAAGGGUGACAAUAUCCUUAAUGGAGAGAAUGUUGUUUAUCGGUUAUCUGCAGCAUGUCAUAUUAAUAAUCUAUGGGGAAAAUCAAUAGAAAUGGACAUGAUUAGUACGUAAAGCUAGAAUUAUAUGUGGUUAUAAAUUUCCAGCAUGAAAAAUGAAUAAAGUGCUAUUAAAGUUGACAUAGGGAUACACUGUACUAUCCGCAGCCGUCCAAGCAGCCUCUCAGAAUUUAUAACAUUGGCUUAAAUGAAGCUAUAAUAGGCACAUAGAAUCUUUCAUUCAAUUCAUUUUGAGCGUUUGUUCAUCACGAGCACACUAAUUGUUCGUUUGUAGAAUUUCACUUGACGCGGAAUUACCAUACGGUCUAUACAGGAGAUGCUUUGUUUGAAAGCAAUGUUGAUCGCUUUAUGUUUACCAAGAGUUUUGACCAUAAAAUUUACUUCGAAAUCCGAUUAUUAUGACAUUGGAAUAGCGGAUUUAACCAGUGUAACUUCGUUUACAUUCGACGUGAAAACAUGUGAGGCUAUUGCACUUUAUCUGUGUGGCGUCAACAUCUAUUUCGAAUGUGUGCUCACAUACUCGUGGAUACUUCGCAAUGAUGUCACUGACCUAUACAUUGGCUAUCCCAGUGACCCCAUAUCACAAAACACGCCAAAUAUUCUUGACUGCGGAUCAUUUAGGGCGUUUUGGAUUAGUUGGGAUAAAGGUUACAUCCAGUUAGGAGCUGGUCGAGAUAUCGGAAAGGAAACAAUCCUGAUGCACAGCAUAGACCAUGCUGCCACAAGUGACGUAAAAGUUUUAGAAGUGAGAGCAGGAGUAAAUGGGUCCGCAGAAUGGGAUAUCACCCCGUCAAAUCAGACACGGAGAAAAGCAUUCUUUCGCAAGCAUCCAUUUUGUGACCCUAUAGCUGAAAUAUUGGCCAAUCUGACCACACACGACAAGGAACACUGCGCUCAUGAGUGUCUGAGCAAUCUUCGUUGUAACUCAUUCAACAUUGACCAGAGCCCGGAAGAAGGCACUGGUCUUUACCGAUGUCAGCUGAAAGCAACCUAUUUAGGUGUUCCCCAUCCCCAAGCGAGUGCACUCCCUGUCGAUCGCUGGGAGAUGAUAUACAACUAACUAUAGCAAGACCGACUUGAAGACGUCACUAUAUGACGUCAUAUUGCCACAGGGGACUGACGUCACAUACCCAAAACAAGCUGAUUCAACCCAAAGGCAGAUCUAGUUGGAUUAAUACACAUCUGUCAACGCUAACA
Lingula anatina is the source of this 1345-nucleotide messenger RNA. RefSeq names its product ADP-ribosyl cyclase/cyclic ADP-ribose hydrolase 2. Gene Ontology annotation, molecular function: NAD+ nucleosidase activity, cyclic ADP-ribose generating; phosphorus-oxygen lyase activity. The record is from RefSeq and is a predicted model, not a curated record. Gene Ontology annotation, cellular component: plasma membrane. Gene Ontology annotation, biological process: positive regulation of B cell proliferation. Lineage: Eukaryota; Metazoa; Brachiopoda; Lingulata; Lingulida; Lingulidae.